AUGUCUUCAGAGUCAGAAAAGGAUAAAGAGAGGAUGGUUCAAACUGCCAAAAUAUUCUUUUUUCACAUGCAAGAUUUUGCUUCCUUUACAAACACAUUUACUGAAUUGUUUAACAGCAGUAUGAAUAAUCAGGUCAUCUGAAUGGCUGUGAAAGAAGAUGGUUAUAUUAAGGAAGUCUUUAAACAAAUGCUCAUAAUUUUUAAGGAGAAGCAAUCUGUAGUGGAUGCAAAGGAUGACAAGAUGUAAAAGGAACUUUUAUUUUUCAAGAUUGCAACAGCUAUGUGCUCAGUGGAUGAGAAGAGUACCAAUGUAAAGGAGUUGCAUCAGUCAGCUAAAGAAGGGUUCAGAAAUGUCCAUAUACCAAUCAUUGUCUCUUUGAUAGAUAGUGGUAACACCCCUGGGAGUUUGGAAUCUUCUGUUGCACUCUUGAUGAAGUACGUCAUUAAUCUUCAAUUUAGUGUCUUCCAAAGAAAAGAUACCAAAGAGCAAUCAGAUGCUACUGCAUCUGAAAUGGCAGGUCCAUUCGAAACCACUGCAAUAGACACUGCGGAGAAGUUGCGGGAUGCAUUAAAAACUGACAGUAGUAAGAAUACUAUUGAGUCAGCCACAGAUCAGUUGGAGCAAAUUGUCAAAACUAUGGGACCAAUAUCAGAGAUCCUCCAAAAAGCCCAAAAAACUGUGGAAAUGAAUUUUUCUGGGGUUAAGAAAGCCAGAGUAGUAGGAGUGCAACAGAAGUGCUCAUUUCUGUCAUAA
Molecule: messenger RNA, 753 nt
Organism: Pteronotus mesoamericanus
Lineage: Eukaryota; Metazoa; Chordata; Mammalia; Chiroptera; Mormoopidae
Gene: CUNH12orf60
Product: chromosome unknown C12orf60 homolog
Source: RefSeq, a predicted model, not a curated record